ACGGUUCACGUUCACGUUCACGCGCCUGCAAAUCGCUCACGCGUACCCUCGACGACCCUUAAAUCAAAUUCCUCGUGAGAUCGAAGAAAACCCCAUCGAUCCAUCGCUGACCUCCUCUCCGUUUCCGAUCAAACCAUAGACCUUAGUUUCGGCAGAAACCCGCUUCAAUCUGAUACAAUUCUACACCUUUAUGAGCUACGAUGUAUAGUAAUUUCAAAGAGCAGGCGAUCGAGUACGUGAAGAAGGCGGUGCAAGAGGACAAUGCAGGGAACUACGCCAAGGCCUUCCCCCUGUAUAUGAACGCGCUCGAGUACUUCAGGACGCACUUGAAGUACGAGAAGAACCCUAAGAUCAAGGAGGCAAUUACUCAGAAAUUCACCGAGUACUUGCGCCGCGCGGAGGAGAUCAGGGCCGUGCUCGAGGAGGGCGGCGGCGCCGGGCCAGCUGCGAACGGAGACGCUGCCGUGGCUACGCGGCCCAAGACCAAGCCCAAGGACGGCGAGGGAGGCGACGGCGAGGAGGCCAAGCUCAGGGCUGGCCUGAACUCGGCGAUUAUUCGGGAGAAGCCCAAUGUCAAGUGGAACGAUGUUGCGGGGCUUGAGGGUGCCAAGCAGGCUUUGCAGGAGGCGGUUAUACUGCCUGUUAAAUUUCCCCAGUUCUUUGUUGGAAAGAGGCGACCAUGGAGGGCUUUUCUUUUAUAUGGUCCCCCAGGAACUGGGAAAUCAUACUUAGCCAAGGCUGUUGCCACUGAAGCAGACUCCACUUUUUUCAGUGUUUCUUCAUCAGAUCUGGUUUCAAAGUGGAUGGGUGAAAGUGAGAAGCUGGUUUCAAACCUUUUCGAAAUGGCUCGCGAAAGUGCACCUUCUAUUAUAUUCGUUGAUGAAAUAGAUUCGUUAUGUGGGCAGCGUGGAGAAGGCAACGAGAGUGAAGCUUCCAGACGUAUCAAAACGGAACUUCUUGUGCAGAUGCAGGGUGUAGGACAUAAUGAUGAGAAAGUUCUUGUUCUUGCAGCAACAAAUACUCCAUAUGCUCUGGAUCAGGCCAUACGACGGCGGUUUGACAAGCGUAUAUACAUUCCCCUACCAGAUCUGAAGGCUAGGCAACAUAUGUUCAAAGUACAUCUAGGAGAUACACCUCAUAACUUGAAUGAAAGUGACUUUGAAAACUUGGCCCGUAGAACAGAAGGUUUUUCUGGUUCAGAUAUUUCUGUCUGUGUCAAGGAUGUCCUCUUUGAACCUGUGAGGAAAACCCAAGAUGCCAUGUUUUUUGUGAAGACUCCCGACGAUAUGUGGAUGCCAUGUGGGCCAAAGCAACCAGGUGCUGUUCAGACCACCAUGCAGGACCUUGCUGCAAAAGGUCUUGCUUCAAAGAUAAUUCCACCUCCCAUAUCUCGAACCGAUUUUGACAAGGUCCUUGCAAGACAGAGGCCAACUGUGAGCAAAGCGGACCUUGAGGUGCACGAGAGAUUCACAAAAGAGUUCGGAGAAGAAGGGUGAUGAAAUGGAUGGCAUACAGAGGACUCAUCUUGGCUUUUUAUGCAAUUGUUCUCGUUUCGUUUGCAUUUUACAUAUUGCUGCUGCAUUUUGGCCAUACAUGUAUUUAUCUAUUGAAAUGCUGAUUAGUUGCCAAGUCCCCAACUUUUGGCAUCUUUUUUUUUAUUAUUAUUUUUUUUUCUUUUGAACUUUUUUUUUUUUCCUUGUGUUGUACUAGGGGGAGAAAUUGACAGACUGAUGAUACACUCUGGAAAUUAAGAAGAAGUUCUAAUUGUGUAGAAAAAAGAAUUAUCUAUCUGAGAGAAUGUUGUCAAAAGAGAGUGAAUGAAAAUGCAGCAGCGUGGGGCAUGCUCCGGCUUUUCUUC
Messenger RNA from Diospyros lotus (date-plum), 1858 nucleotides. RefSeq names its product protein SUPPRESSOR OF K(+) TRANSPORT GROWTH DEFECT 1. Lineage: Eukaryota; Viridiplantae; Streptophyta; Magnoliopsida; Ericales; Ebenaceae. The transcript is spliced from 8 exons. The coding region runs from base 201 to 1496 and encodes 431 amino acids. The record is from RefSeq and is a predicted model, not a curated record. Gene Ontology annotation, molecular function: ATP binding; ATP hydrolysis activity. Gene Ontology annotation, biological process: endosomal transport; vacuole organization.